AUGAGUGCCAAGGAGGAAACGACAUACAACUAUGAAAUGAGGACUUUCACAUCACCGAGUAUUUGGAGAGAAUUGAUGAAGGGUUACAAGAAGUUUGAUUCACCGAUUGAAGUUAAUUUGAAGCCAAAUGGGCAUGAAAGCAUUCUUACUUGGUCUAUUGAUAACAUUCACCAACUGCUGAUGGCUCAUCACGGUGUCUCAGGUCUAGUUGGGAAACUUGCAAUUGAAUCGAAUGUCAAUUGCGAUGCUGACAAAUUAUAUGCAAUUUUCAAGCACCAAGAAGAUGUACCAAAGGCACUUCCUCAUAUUUACACUAGCGCUAGAGUUAUCGACGGAUGUGCAACGCGUUCCGGUUGUAUUAAGGAAUGGAAUUUUAUCAUUGGGGAUAAGACGAUUUGCAUGAUAGAAGAAACAACACAUAACGAUGAAACAAGAAAGUUGCAUCACCGUAUAUUUGAAGGUGACUUGAUGAAGGAUUACAAGAAACUUGAUUCAAUAAUUGAAAUCAAUCCAAAACCUACUGGAAAUGGAUGCGUUGUGGCAUGGUCUGUUGUGUAUGAAAAGAUAGACCAAGAUUCUCCAACUCCCUUUGCUUAUUUACCUUUGUGGCUUCAGGUCGUUGAAGACAUGAGCAAAUACCUAUGCGAUUCUGAAUAA
Molecule: messenger RNA, 657 nt
Organism: Papaver somniferum (opium poppy)
Lineage: Eukaryota; Viridiplantae; Streptophyta; Magnoliopsida; Ranunculales; Papaveraceae
Product: major latex protein 146-like
Exons: 3
Coding region: 1-657 (218 amino acids)
Biological process (GO): defense response
Source: RefSeq, a predicted model, not a curated record